CAGUGAGGCCAGAGGUCACCAGGCUGCCACCUGGCAAACAGAAACACAGAAGUACCUAAACCCGGCCGCCCUGUCUCCGGCGUGGGCGCUGUCCUCCCUCCAUGCUCCACCUCGCCCACUGCGGGCCGCGUGUGACCAGGCCCAGGUCUCAGCGCGGCCGCCAUCACGGGGGCCAUGGGGAGCUCCGCCUCCUCGCUGGCCACCGAGACCGAGUCGGACCACGGCUUCCCCGGGGGACCGCCUUACCCCGGGCCCCCUGCAGCAGCCAGCUGGUGUAGGAGCGGCCCUGGGGGGCCUGUCUGGGGUGGUGCCCUGGUCACCCGGCAGCACCAGCCCCCGCGUCCCCGGGCCCGAAGCCACACACACUCGCCUGGGUCCAUGGCCACGGUUGGGGAGUGGUCCUGUGCACGCUGCACCUUCCUGAACCCAGCCGGCCAGCGCCAGUGCUCCAUCUGUGAGGCCCCCCGGCACAAGCCUGACCUCGACCACAUCCUCAGGCUCAGUGUGGAGGAGCAGAAAUGGCCCUGCGCCCGCUGCACGUUCCGGAACUUCCUGGGCAAGGAGACUUGUGAGGUGUGUGGCUUUGCCCCAGAGCCUGUGCCUGGCGCCUCCAUGCUGCCUGUCAUCAACGGGAUCCUGGCGGAGCCCAGGGCCAGCUGCAAGGAGGAAGCCGGUCCUGUGCAGACAGCGGGGCUGGCGUCCGCAGAGCCAGCUCGGGGGCGGCCCCAGGAGGAGGCGGAGGAGGAGGACACGGAGCCAGAGCAGGGGGAGGAAGGGCGGGCAGCAGAGCCCGGGAGCGGCUGGGCCUGCCAGCGCUGCACGCUGCACAACACACCUGUGGCCAACUCCUGCUCGGCCUGUGGUGGCCCCCGGAAACUCUCGCUGCCCAGAAUCCCUCCUGAGGCCCUGGUGGUCCCCGAAGUUGUGGCCCCCGCUGGCUUCCACGUUAUACCUGCCCCAGCCCAGCCCGGGGAGGGCACCGAAGCUGACCCACCCUCUGCCACCGACCAGGAGCCCCCCCGGGCACCAUCUUUCAGCCCCUUCUCGCCCACCCUGCAGAACAACCCGGUGCCUCGUAGCCGCCGCGAGGUCCCCCCCCAGCUGCAGCCACUGGUGCCUGAGGCUACCCAGCCUUCACCCUCUGCCGGCUCCAAGGGGCUCCCCCAGGGCCCAGGGCGGACUGCAUCCGGGGCCUCCCGCCUGGCAGAACUGCUGUCCAGCAAGCGGCUGAGCAUGCUGGAGGAGGAGGCCACCGAGGGCAGCCCGGCACCGCAGCGGUGCGGCUCCUGCCCCGCGCCCGGCCCCUCGAGCCCUGCCCGCUGUGAGGCCUGUGGUGCUGCACCGAGCAGCGAUGUCAUCGACCUGGCUGGGGACACAGUGCGCUUCAAGCCAGCCAGCCCCUCCAGCCCUGACUUCACCACCUGGUCGUGCGCCAAGUGCACGCUCAAGAACCCCACAGCGGCCCCCAGAUGCACGGCGUGCGGCUGCUCCAAGCUGCAUGGCUUCCAGGAGCAUGGUGAGCCCCCUGCCCGCUGCCAAGACUGCAGCGCCGAUAAGUCUGGUCCCUGCUCGGCCCACAAGGCCAGCUGCCCCUUCCCCGGGGUGCCGCCCGAGCGCCCGAGCCAGUGGGCCUGCCCUGCCUGCACUCUGCUCAACGCACCCCGGGCCAAGCACUGUGCUGCCUGUCACACGCCCCAGCUCCUGGUGGCCCAGCGCCGGGGCGUCGCGCCCCUGAGGCGCAGGGAGAGCAUGCACGUGGAGAAGCGGCGGCAGACAGACGAGGGUGAGGCCAAGGCCCUCUGGGAAAACAUCGUGGCCUUCUGCCGGGAGAACAGCGUGAACUUCGUGGAUGACAGCUUCCCCCCGGGGCCUGAGUCGGUGGGCUUCCCUGCGGGUGACAGCGUCCAGCAGCGUGUGCGGCAGUGGCUGAGGCCCCACGAGAUCAACUGCUCCGUGUCCAGGGACCCCAGUGCCCCAUGGUCCGUGUUCCGCACUCUCCGGCCCUCGGACAUCCUGCAGGGGCUGCUGGGAAACUGCUGGUUCCUGAGCGCGCUGGCCGUGCUGGCCGAGCGGCCCGACCUGGUGGAGCGGGUGAUGGUGACACGCAGCCUAUGUGCCGAGGGCGCCUACCAGGUGCGGCUCUGCAAGGACGGCACGUGGACGACAGUGCUGGUGGACGACACGCUGCCCUGUGACGAGGCCGGCUUCCUCCUCUUCUCCCAGGCCCAGCGGAAGCAGCUGUGGGUGGCCCUCAUCGAGAAGGCGCUGGCCAAGCUGCACGGCUCCUACUUCGCCCUCCAGGCAGGGCGCGCCAUCGAAGGCCUGGCCACGCUCACCGGUGCUCCCUGUGAGAGCCUGGCGCUGCAGGUCAGCUCCACUAACCCCCGCGAGGAGCCCGUUGACACUGACCUCAUCUGGGCCAAAAUGCUGAGUUCUAAGGAGGCUGGGUUCCUCAUGGGUGCCUCCUGUGGGGGGGGCAACAUGAAGGUGGACGAUGCUGCCUACGAGAGCCUGGGCCUGCGUCCCCGCCACGCCUACUCCAUCCUGGAUGUCCGAGACGUCCAGGGCUCCAGGCUCCUGCGUCUCCGGAACCCAUGGGGCCGCUUCUCCUGGAAUGGCAGUUGGUCAGAUGAGUGGCCGCACUGGCCAGGGCACCUGCGCAGCGAGCUCAUGCCCCAUGGCAGCAGCGAGGGUGUCUUCUGGAUGGAGUAUAGCGACUUCAUCAGGUACUUUGACUCGGUGGACAUCUGCAAGGUGCACUCGGACUGGCAGGAGGCGCGUGUGCAGGGCUGCUUUCCCAGCUCUGCCAGCGGGCCCGUGGGGGUCACUGCUCUCACGGUGCUGGAGCGCGCGUCCUUGGAGUUCGCCCUCUUCCAGGAGGGCAGCAGGUGGGCGGUGACGGGCGCGGGGCGGUGA
Messenger RNA from Leptonychotes weddellii (Weddell seal), 2916 nucleotides. NCBI's taxonomy places the organism in Eukaryota, Metazoa, Chordata, Mammalia, Carnivora, Phocidae. The record is from RefSeq and is a predicted model, not a curated record.